Messenger RNA from Fragaria vesca subsp. vesca, 1453 nucleotides. RefSeq lists its product as uncharacterized. NCBI's taxonomy places the organism in Eukaryota, Viridiplantae, Streptophyta, Magnoliopsida, Rosales, Rosaceae. The coding region runs from base 1 to 1212 and encodes 403 amino acids. The transcript has 5 exons. The record is from RefSeq and is a predicted model, not a curated record. Gene Ontology annotation, biological process: cytidine to uridine editing; mitochondrial mRNA modification. Gene Ontology annotation, cellular component: mitochondrion.
AUGGUACGACUGAAAGAGAAUGAUGAGGUUGAGGCGAGAGAAGAAUACCACGACUGCGAAAGGCGACUUUCACAAACCCAUGGUAAAAGUGUGGAAGAGGCAAAAAAGAAAAUUUAUGCUUGUAGCACAACAACAUAUACGGGCUUUCAGGUGUUGAUGAGCGAGGAAGAGUCAGAGAAGUUCAAUGGUGUACCUGGAGUUAUUUUUGUGUUGCCGGAUUCUUACAUUGAUCCGCAGAACAAGGAGUAUGGAGGAGACAAAUAUGAUAAUGGCGUAAUUACACACAGACCGCCCCCAUUUCAGUAUGAGAGGCAGGGCUCAAGAUACCGUGAUCGUAACAGAUACGAUCGACCAAUGCCAAAUCAGCAAGGGAAUUCCUCGUAUGGCCAACCGGGGUCUCCACAAGGUGGAGGAAACUAUAGGGCUUCACAACCGGGGUCUCCACAGCAGACUUAUGGCCCACCCGGACAAGGGGAAAACAGAGGUCACACAUCAGUUAAUUCUCCUGGAGGGAGGGAUGCAUAUCAGCAGGGUAGAGAUCCAAUACCUUCAUAUCAGGGCAAUUACAACCAACAGGCACAAAGGAACGUUCCACAAGGAGAUCAGAGUACAUACGCUCCUCCUAGUCAAGGGGAACAUAGGGGUAGUGAGAGGACUUCCGGUUAUGGGCAAGGACCGAGCUCUGGAUCAUAUGGGCAAGGACCGAGCUCUGGAUCAUAUGGGCAAGGACCGAGCUCUGGAUCAUAUGGGCGAGGGCCAAGUGCUGGGUCUUAUGGGCAAGGACCAAGUGCUGGGUCUUAUGGGCAAGGACCAAGUGCUGGGACUGCUGGGUCUUAUGGGCAAGGGCCGAGCGCUGGAUCAUAUGGUCAAGGGCCGAGCGCUGGGUCAUAUGGGCAAGGGCCGAGCGCUGGGUCUUAUGGGCAAGGGCCGAGCGCUCAAGGACCGAGUGCUGGGAGUGCUGGGUCUUAUGGGCAAGGACCGAGUGCCGGGAGUUAUGGGCAAGGGCCGAGUGCCGGGAGUUAUGGCCAAGGACCCAUUGCCGGGGAUUAUGGGGAAGGACCAAGAGCUGGUGCUCACGUCCAAGGACCCAGUUCUGGCUACCCUGGGCCUGGAAAUCAGAAUUUCACCCAAGGGGAGCCAAGGAGCAUGCAAGGGGAACAAACAAACUAUGCACCCAUGGGACAGACAGGAGCUGACCGAGGAAGAUAUUAGUGAUGUGUCAUGCGCGGUAAUGCAAAGAGGGAUCAACGAAGGGCUCAUGGCACAUUCCUUAUCAUGUUUGUUCACAUGAAAAUCGAAUUUAUUUGAAUUUUCUUUGGGUCUUUAUGUGGUAAAUAAUGGGUCAACUAUCCUCUGUAUCCCUUUUGGACAAGUGUAGUCAGAAAUUUUAGCUUUUCCUCUGUUUCAUGAGCUUGAACAGAAUAUUUACUAAUGGAGUAUAGAGGUUUUCUAC